AGUAUUCCUUUUGCCUUUGUUUAAUUAAAAGGUCUAAUAAUGAUUAUCUCAGCCUCUUCUGUAUUGAUUGGUGCAGAUUUAAAUAAAGGACAGUGAUUGGGGACAGUGGCUUGUACCUGGAGUCACCUCAUCAGUCCUCUCACAGUAACACUCAGCAGCCGGAGGUCCCAGUUAAGUUGUUGUUGUAAUUGAACACAGCACCGCUGUCUGUGCACCUUCAUAACGUUACAUGUUACUGUAGCUCCCGUCCGAGCCAAUUAAGCGGCCACCGAUGCACACUCUCCGUCACUUUGAGCUCCAGCACCGCGGCCGGUUGGACAGCGACCAGGCAGCGUCCUCAGCAUCACCGCGGCUCCGCCAAUCAGAGCGCAGCUCGGGGCAGAUUAACCCAAACAGCCCUGGUGCUGCUCUGUAGUAGCAGCCUCAGAAACAAGCCCCGUACCUCUGAUCCUCGUGGACCCAGUCUGGGGGCAGAUGGGCGGGCUGUUCGGUUAAACCGAUUCAAAAUAACAGGAAAUUCAUGACAGGCUCUUUUAAAAUUUAGCUCUCAAAGGCGGACCAGGUUGGAGAUGGAUGCUUGCUCGAUAAUAGGAGAAAGCACGGAUGCGAUAGUGAUGGAUGAUUCUCCUACAGAUGAAAGGGAAAUUCAGGAGGCUUGCCAAAGCGAGAUCCCGGCGGUUUCUCUGUGCCCUCCUGACAGCGAGUGCUCCGCCGAGGCCCCGUUGACAGUCAUCCAGUGUGAGGGGGAGCUGUGUGACAGCUGCAGCAGCCUCGGCAGACCCUCUUCCUCCUGCCAGCUUUAUCACCAAGUUCCACAGGGUCCUCGAACCAGCGCCUACGACUCACCACAGCCCCGAAAAUGCCCCCACUGCAGCCAUCACGGGCCGAACAAACUGAGCAGUUGCCACGACUGUCAUUCAAACACAACGGGCUCUCACGCUGAGGGAGGCGCGGUGGUCAAAGUGGGACACGGCUGCAGCUCCAGACACCAGACGUCGCGUCACAGCGCGGUGAGAUGCCACUGGCUGCAUGGGUCAAACGAAAGCGGGGCGCAGAAGCCAACACAGAGACAUGUGGUGACAGUAAGGGAUGGUGGACUCUACUGCAUCCUUAGAAAUUAUUCCCAGGUGAUAGUGGACUACCCGUUAGCGGUGUUGGUGGGUUGUGCCGUGCUGCUGCUGGGAUGCUCACUGGCUGGGCUUUUCAUCGGUCCACUUCCUGACUUCUCUGACCCACUGCUGGGUUUUGAGCCCCGGGGAACUUACAUUGGAGUUCGCCAGUCCAGCUUGUCCCAGCUGCAGGAGAACACUGGCCCGGGGAAAACUCUGUCUCCAUUACCACAGCAGCUCAGUAAAAGUUUUGGAGAUGCUGUCAAUGGAGACAGUGGCGGCAGCCAAGGCACCUCCAGACUUCGCAUUAAGAGGAUGCUGGCCAGAGACUCAUCUCCAGACACCUUUCUCUGUGAUGCUCCAGGCGAGCGUUUGGCUCAGCUGGUGUUCCGAUCAGAAAACUCAGCCAGUCUCUGGAGCCUGAAGGCCAUCCACGCCAUGUGUGAGAUGGAGCAGUCCAGGAUUCGCUCCCAGGCUCAGUUCCAGGACCUGUGCCAGCAGCAUGUGAGGAUGGAGGCUGAGGGAACAUCCAGAAGUGGCUGUUGUCCGAGCUGGUCUCUGGGGAAUUAUUUGGCUGUCCUCACUAAUGCCUCCUGCUGCCUCAGCCUCACCUCACACCAGGUUUCUGAGUCUCUGAACCUUCUACGGAAGUGUGCUCUGUACUAUCACGAGGGACAUCUAGUGGAAGCCUGUGUCGACAGACCUAAACAUGGCAGCUGUUCCUCUGUCCCGUCCCGCUGCAAACAAUCCCGCGUGGUGUUUCAGAUCCUGCACUUCCUCGUUGAUAAAGACUUUCUUGGUCCACAGACUGUAGAGUACCAAAUCCCGACGCUAAAGUACAGCCUCCUGUUCCUGCCCGUCGACAAGGGGGAGCACAUGAUGGAGAUAUACAUGAACAGUCUUGAGGGCAGGGACCUGACCUACAAUAACACGACUAUCACUGGCAUGGACUUUGGCAUCAAGCAGACCCUGUUCAAGCACUACCUUGCGAGAGACUCAGUAUAUCCUGUACUAGCUGUUGUUUGUCUUCUUUUCACUAUGGCUCUGUAUCUCCACUCUCUCUUCAUAGUAGCAUUAUCUGUAAUAACAAUCACAGGCUCCCUCCUGACCUCUUACUUCUUCUACAAAGUAGCAUUUCGCCUGACUUUCUUCCCCCUGGUCAACCUCUCUGCUGCUCUUAUUCUCUUAGGAAGUUGCUCCAAUCAGGUUUUCAUCUUUGCUGAUUUCUGGAAUCUGCAGCUAUCCCAGAACCCCUCGGCCUCCCUGGAGAAGAGAGUACACAGAGCUUUGCAGGAAGUCGGCUAUUUGAUUUUAGCAUCCGGCUUGACCUCAAGUGCAGCAUUUUUCUCUGGUUAUCUCAGCAGCAUCACGGCCAUCAGAUGUUUCUCUGUUUAUCUCGGAACUGCCUCUCUCAUCAGCUCACUCCUUGCUUUGGUGUGGCUGCCAUGCUCUUUCGUUCUGCGGGAGCGCUACACGGAGGCAUCCUCCGCAUCUCAAGCAGCGCAGGGAUGGAAACCAUGCUGCUCCAAAAACACUGGCGGCUUCUGGGACACGAGCUCACGCAAGAAAUGCCUCUUCGCUCUCGGCCAAAAGCUGAGAGAAUUAAAACGAGGGCUAACGGAUACCUCAAAUUUAUUAUUUCUGAAAAUCUUGCCUUGUGGAGUGGUAAAGUUUAGGUACAUCUGGGUGUGCUGGUUCGCGGUGCUCGCGGCUGGAGGCACGUACAUGUCCUGCGUUGACCCAGGCAUGAAGCUGCCAAGCUUAGACAGCAAGGUCACCCAGCUUUUCCGUUCCAGUCACCCCUUUGAAAGAUACGACGCAGAGUAUCGCCACAUGUUUAUGUUUGAGAGACAGAGAAAUGGAGAGGAUAAGCCCGUUACAUUAAUGCUCGUAUGGGGUGUCAAACCAUCAGAUAACGGUGAUCACUUUGACCCUAAGAGCAAUGGCUCUUUAGUUCUUGAUCCAACCUUUAACAUGAGCCAACCAGAUGCUCAGGUCUGGUUAAGGGACAUUUGUGGAAGAGUCCAGAACCAAAGCUUCUAUUCCCCUCCACCACCGGAGGAUAGAAAUGUUAUGACAGACAAUAUCUGUCUUGUGGAGCAGUUAAUACACUGGGUAUCUGUCAGACGGUGCUCAGAGAGCGAUGACGCCCUCCACUUCUGCUGUAAUGACAUCCCUUUCCCCUACCCUCCCAGUGUUUUUGAGAACUGCCUCAGUAUGAUGCUGGCAGAGAGGUACACUGAGGGCCAUCUGGCCCACAGUGGAGGCCUGUACUUCCAGCCAGAUGGCAGGGUCGCUGCCCUCGUGUUGGCAUUCAAAACCACAUACCUCUACAGCUUCAACUUCAGCAGAACCAGUGUUUUUUACAGAGAAAUCCUGACAUGGUUUAACAGAGAAAUAUCAGGAGCGCCGCAGGGGCUGGAGAACGGCUGGUUCAUCAGUCAGCUGUCUCUUUUUGACCUACAACAGUCCUUAAGCUCAGAGACUCUGGUUGUGGCUGGCUUCUCAGUAGCUCUCACAUUUAUUUUGCUUCUUCUAACCACCUGGAAUAUCCCACUGAGCAUAUAUGGGACUAUAGCUGUAGGAGGCAGCGUGUUUGUCACAGUCGGCCUCCUGGUUCUUCUUGAAUGGCAGCUGAGCGGCAUCGAGGCUCUGUUUAUAUCAUCAGCAGCAGGGCUGUCUGUUGACUUUAUAGCUAAUUACUGCAUAUCCUACAGCUUGGCUCCUCAUUCAGACAAAAUUGGGAAAGUAGCACACUCCACUAAAAGGAUGGGAUGCCCUGUAGCAAUAGUUUCUGGUGCGUUCUUCUCCAUGGGGAUCAUCAUGUUGCCUGCCACAGCCUUGCUGUUCAGAAAACUGGGGAUUUUCCUGUUUCUGGUCAAAUGUGUAGCAUGUGGAUUCGCAACCUUCUUUUUCCAGUCCCUGUGCUGCUUUUUUGGACCCCAGAAAAACUGCGGAAAGAUCACACUGCCGUGUUUUUCAGACCAGACCGACGGCGUGCUGUCUUCGUGCUCUGCGGCCGAGCCUGGUUCCUCCUCGGCUGCUAAUGGGGCCUUUGGCAGAUCUAGAGUGAGGAGGAGUUAUGACAAAGAAGCAGGUGGCUAUCUCUACCCCAACCACCGUCAGCAUAGACAGAAACAGACUGGCGGGGGAGGUGGAGGUGGGGGCAGAGGGCCGGAGCAGUACGAGCUUCAGCCGCUGGCUUAUCGGCUGAGCGACAGCUUCGAGAACAGCACCUGCACCAGCAAACUGUCCAACCGGCCCUCCGUGCUCUCUGAUGAGAUCGAAUAUUGUGGGGAAGAUGUUGGAGGAAACAGUGUGAAUGGGGAGAGUGAGGAGAUGUGCGGUCGUCAACAUAAGAUCUGCCAGCCACCUCCAGCCCUCCAGACUUCAUCUCCUUACAAAGAAAACACCCUGCGGCCUGUGGGUCUGGCACAAGAGGACUUCGCUAAAGACAAGCUGCUGUGUAAGACGUGCAGAGGCCAGUCUGGCGGAGUAAAGCACUGGGCCAAUACAUCCUUCUCUUCAUCCUCCAGCAUCCAGGAGACUAUAACCAGCCACACCCUGGAGACCACUGACCAGCCAUCUCUCUGCAAAGAGGACCACGCCGCAGAGGAGUGUCUCCACUCUCACAAAGGGCACCGCUUCUCCCAGUCACAGAGCUCCUGCGAGGGUCUGGAGGAUUCCUGUGAAACAUGCCUCAGUGACAUCGAGCCUGGGCCUUCAGACACACAGGAACACGAAGGACAAAGAGAGGCUCAGUUACAACCAGGAUACCUAAACGGGAAGAGAGACACGCUUCGUCUCUCACUGAAAGAAACUGUUUAUGAGACUUGUAAUAAGGGCCGCACCAGUCAGAGUGAAGAAGUGGUUAUUUUACCAAACAGUAAGCCAGACUUACCAGAUGUCUGGAUAAAGAGAGAUGGAAAACGAGAGGAUACGUGUUGAGCAGAGAAUACACAAGCAUAUAGAAAUUGCAAAAGCAGCAAACACUGUUACUUUUGUAUAAUACUCAAAGGAAAUAUAAGCCAACUGCAAAUGUAACAUGUGACAGCAUGUUUGUCUAAUGUUGCUGCUAAGGUUGUCAAUUUCUGUUACAAAUGAGGUCAAAGCAUGAGUGAAAAGGUCAAAUCAAAGCAUGACUUGUUCAACCCGGCAUUUUCAGGAAGACAAUAAAAGACAAAGCUUUCUGUUCUGCCACAAUUUUGCACCAGUGUCACACUUGAAGAAAUUAUGGCUACAGUAUGUUGUCAGCAAAAAAAACAAAAACAAAAAACAAA
Molecule: messenger RNA, 5389 nt
Organism: Lates calcarifer (barramundi perch)
Lineage: Eukaryota; Metazoa; Chordata; Actinopteri; Centropomidae
Gene: disp2
Product: dispatched homolog 2 (Drosophila)
Source: RefSeq, a predicted model, not a curated record